AUGUCCUAUCCGCCGCCCAAUAACUACGGCCAGUACUCGCAGGGCCCUCCCCCCCAGGGCUACCCCGCCGCGUAUCCGCCCGCCUCCUAUCCAGCCCAUCCUGCCCAACCUCCAUACGGCGCUCCUCCUGGCGGAAGCCCAGCUCCCCCAGGCAGCGCCGGCGGAUAUCCUCCCCAUUCAUCUGCGCACCAGCAACCGCCGUUCCAGGGCUCCCCGUACCAGCAAUACCCCCCGCACCCACAGCAGCUCCAGCAGCCGCCCGCUCCCUACGGCCAACCCCCCUGGGGCUCCGGCCCCCCUCCAGGCCAAUACGGCACCCCUCCUCCUCCCCAGGGCUCGCACGGAUCGCACUCCCCGUACCCUCCUCAGUCUGGCGGGCAGUACCCCCCUCCCGGCCAAUACCCGCCCCAGGGCCAUUUCCCGCCGGGCGGUCCGCCACCAGGUGCAUACGGCGGCCCUCCACCAGGCCCUCCCGGUCCAUAUGGCGCAGCACCAGGCGGAUAUCCCCCUCCUGCAGCGCCAGUCCCCGCGCCGCCAUCGCUAGGCUACGACCCCGACCAGCGCGCCUCAGGCGACGCCUCAAAAGAAGCCGAUGCGCUCCGCAAAGCCAUGAAGGGCUGGGGAACCGACGAGGCCGCGUUGAUCGGUGUACUGGCAAAACCCGACCCGCUGCAGAUGGCGCUGAUCCGGAAUACGUAUAUGGAGCGGCACGGGCGCAACCUCGAGAAGGACUUGAAGAGUGAGCUUUCCGGGGACUUUGAGGUUGCGAUGGUCUCGCUUGCGGCGGGGCCGUUGGGGCAGGAUAUUAUGUAUCUGCGCGACGCGAUGAGCGGGAUUGGGACGGACGAGGUUGCGAUUAAUGAUGUGCUGAUUGGGCGGUCGAAUGCGGACCUGCGCGCGAUCAAGUACCAGUAUGUGAAUAAGUAUAAUAAGGCGCUGGUGGAGGAUAUCAAGAGUGACUUGUCCGGGAAAACGGAGAAGUUCUUCCUGAUGCUGUUGAAUGCGGUGCGCCCCGAGCGCGGGACGUACUUUGACCAGGCGGCUGUGGAGAAGGAUCUUCACGAGCUGCAUCUCGCGACGAAUGCGAAGACGGGCACUGAUGAGAUUGGCGUUGCGGCGGUGUUUCUGGCGGCGUCGGACCAGAGGCUUGUGGCGGUUGCGCAGGCGUUCGAGGCCAAGUACCACAUCUCGCUGGAGAAGACGAUCAAGAGUGAGUUUAGUGGGCAUCUGGAGAAGGCGUUGCUCGGUCUUCUUGCCAGGGCGAAGGAUCCGCUCAAGUUCGAUGUCGAGACGAUGCUGGCCAUAGUCCCUGUUGGUGGAGGGAAGCCGGAUAUCAAGAGGCUGAUAUACUGGGCUGUGAGGCUGCAUUGGAACCCGCCGUACCUGAAGCAGGUCAAGGAGGCCCUUUUGCAGCGGACAGGCAGUGACUUUGGCCGGAGGAUCAGGGCGUCGCUGGCCCCUGGCGAUCUGCAGAAUGUGAUUAUGAAGGUGUGGUCUUGA
This is a messenger RNA of Aspergillus puulaauensis, 1500 nucleotides long. RefSeq lists its product as uncharacterized. The record is from RefSeq and is a predicted model, not a curated record. Bases 1 to 1500 code for a protein of 499 amino acids. Gene Ontology annotation, cellular component: cytoplasm. The transcript has a single exon. Gene Ontology annotation, molecular function: calcium ion binding; calcium-dependent phospholipid binding. Lineage: Eukaryota; Fungi; Ascomycota; Eurotiomycetes; Eurotiales; Aspergillaceae.